AUGGUUUUUUCGAUUAACCUGCAGGCACCGGGGGGAUUCGAACCCCCGAUCUCCUGUUUACUAGACAGGCGCUUUAACCAACUAAGCCACGGCGCCGUUGUGUCUUUCAAGAUGUCACAAAAACAAUGUCGAUCGUUCGAAUAUACUAAAAUUCUGUUUGUUAACUUGAUAGCGUUGAACAACUCGGCGCCGUGGCUUAGUUGGUUAAAGCGCCUGUCUAGUAAACAGGAGAUCGGGGGUUCGAAUCCCCCCGGUGCCUAUCCGUUCGUUCGGAUACGUUAA
This is a messenger RNA of Pediculus humanus corporis (human body louse), 282 nucleotides long. RefSeq lists its product as uncharacterized. The record is from RefSeq and is a predicted model, not a curated record. The coding region runs from base 1 to 282 and encodes 93 amino acids. The transcript has 3 exons. NCBI's taxonomy places the organism in Eukaryota, Metazoa, Arthropoda, Insecta, Psocodea, Pediculidae.